UGCGCGCCGGCCGCACCGCGCGUCUCGCACGAGCGCUGCCGGCGCCGCCGCCGCCGUUACCGAGCGAGCAGAGUAAGCGGCGGCCAUGGCGGAGCAGCCACUGCCAUGCCCCAAAGCGACGCUCUCCGACGGGACUCCAGAGCUGCCGAAGGCUGGAAAGUUGAGUCUCGCAGCCAACACCGUUGCGAGUUGUCUCAAAGACACAUCCAGGCCUGUUACUCCCACCGCUGUACGAAAGUUUCGAAAUACAACGGAUCCAGCUCCUGGUGCUAAAGUAAUAUUCUAUGGCAGUGCAGGUGAUCCCGACGUUGCAACUCACUUGACACAUGGCAUAAAGUCAACCUCUGAAUUCACUGUAGCUUCAUUGAUAAGUCCAGUUCCUAAAAGUGAAUUUCAAGAAAAGAUGCAAGACAUGAAAGAAGCAAUUUACUCCAGUAAUCGCUUAGCACCUUUGGGUAAAUCACAUGAUCAGUCUUCGAUGUUACCUGAGGGCUUGGAUAUAAUUAAUACUACAUUUGGAAUGAAAGUCUUCAAAGAUUUAACAGCUGGAGAGCUUGUAAAUCCACCAAAAACCUUUGAGGAAGUGGAUAAAGAAGCGAGAGAAGGACAUGAUUUGUAUGUUCUCUCACAUGAAGAUUAUUAUGUGGGGGAAUCAGUCAAUAGGAAGUAUAACUCACACUUUGACAAGUCUUCUGUUUACGGAAAGGAAACCCCUCACUAUGAAGAUGGGCGGAAUACAGCCAAGACCUUAAAUUGGGUCUUGGACCUGGAUUCGAAGAGAGCCCCACACCUUGUGUCAAAAAGAAGUGAUGAUUUCAAGGAAAAAUACCAGCCUCUUGUUGGAAAAGUUUUUGAUCCUAUAGCAGAAACUAUGAAUGUUCCCCCAGACCACAUAUUUGGAUUGGUGAUCCCUCCAGAUGAAUGUGAUGUUCGUGAUCUUCUUCAUGUCCGGGUUCCAUGUGAGUUCCUCCGUGGGAAGGACAGAGCAAGAGUUAUCUUGAUUGCAGUUCGAGAAAAUCUGAAGAAAGCUAACUAUAGGAAUUUUGAUGUGUUACUAGAAGCAUUAAGACAUUUUGAUAAGAAUGGUGAUGGAAUGAUACACAAGGACAACCUACGACAGAUCUUUUUUCAACUGAACCUGAAUCUGGAUGAUGAGCUCUUGGAAUCCUUAUUUGACUGCUGUGAUUUGGAUAAGGAUGGUCUGAUUAAUUACCGGGACUUUGCGAACUUUCUGAACUGGAAAGAUAAAAUGGGUGUUAAAGAGUUUGAAGAAAAAAUAAUUACAAAAGGGAAAAAAUUAGAUGCCUAUCUUCCCAAAGACACAAAGAAAGAGGAUGAACUGCUGCCAGAACAGGAAGAUCUCGAGUUAAAAGAACCAGAAAGCUCAGAAAAGAUGCCAAAACCACUAACAAGAUCAACAGACCGUGUAUAUACAAAUUAUCAAACAUCAUCUUCUCAGUAUAAUGCUGUAGUUGGUGGUAUCCCAGAUUCCUGUUAUCCAUUGUGUGGUGUUCCAAGUAUUCGUUCAGAUAUUCCUGCUCCUCGAGUUCGCCGCCUCUGUGACACGACUAAUUAUGGUGACCAGGGCAGUAGUUUUUCAGUACUGUUCCCUUCUGUCUUCAGUCAAAAGGGAGUGUAUGAAAAAGAUCUUUUAAAAAAGAGACCAAAGGCAGAGAUUAAACAAGUUCUCCACAAUAUGGGCAUGAAUGCUUCAGAUGAAAGGUUUGAAGAAAUAUGGAAGCAAGUGUGUACAAAACAUGAGAUAAAGGAACUUUGUGAUUGUGAAGAAAGUAUGUGGAAUAUACUGAAUAAGAUAAAUGAAUCAGGCAUAACAUUCUAGUCUCUGAUUCUAGUCUCUGGGCACGGCUUUUAUUUAACAUCAGUCAUAAUUCUGGUGCUGAAUAAAAAAAUACACAAUAAA
Molecule: messenger RNA, 1921 nt
Organism: Passer domesticus (house sparrow)
Lineage: Eukaryota; Metazoa; Chordata; Aves; Passeriformes; Passeridae
Gene: EFHB
Product: EF-hand domain family member B
Exons: 13
Coding region: 86-1840 (584 amino acids)
Molecular function (GO): calcium ion binding
Source: RefSeq, a predicted model, not a curated record